Molecule: messenger RNA, 6397 nt
Organism: Grus americana (Whooping crane)
Lineage: Eukaryota; Metazoa; Chordata; Aves; Gruiformes; Gruidae
Gene: TDRD7
Product: tudor domain containing 7
Exons: 17
Coding region: 2836-6123 (1095 amino acids)
Biological process (GO): spermatogenesis; lens morphogenesis in camera-type eye; lens fiber cell differentiation
Source: RefSeq, a predicted model, not a curated record
AACUUUGUGCCUUCAGAGGAGAGUUGUGUUCCACAGGGUUGUGUUUGUAGUCUUUUAAAAGUACGGCUGUUCGGGAGUUCAUCCUUCUAAGCAGGAAAACUGUCCUCACUUCCUUUUUUUGUUAGCCUGAGUAAUAAUCUGCAGCGUGGAGAAUGUUUUGCAACUGGAGUCUGGUAAUCUCUUUUAAGCAUAUUGGAAAAAAGUUUCUGUUUAGAUGUCAGAGAAGACUCGUUUGAACGAUGUGCCCAGACUUAUUGAUAGAGGCUCCUCGGGCUGUGUUUCCGAUGAAGUGUCCUGCCGUCUGGAUGCAGCAAGCCACUGGGUGAAUGUCACAACUGUUGAAUGACCUAACCUUACAGCAGCUCACCACAAAAAGAAUUUUAAAAAAGCUUCAGAAGCCACUCUGAGCUACAUAGCUUUCUGCUAAUGUAUCACUGUGUUACUUAUUGUCACCGUUACUGCAUUGCAAGUCUUCUGCAUUAUUGCUAGCUGUAGGAGUGGGAAUAUUGUUCAGGUUUAAGCUGAAGGCUCUAUUCAGUUUAACCUUUGUACCUUAGUAUGUGUCAUCUCGUUUAACUAAGUGAAUUGUCCUCAUGACUGCUCCCCAUAUAAUUUAGGAGGAUAUAUUUUAUGGUGUCCUGUUUGCUAGUUCUGAUCUAACUAAUUUCUUUAGUAUCGGUGUAAUACAGAGCUAUCUGCUGGUGGUUUGAUGUUGUCCCCCCACAUCCCUGCCCCCUUUCUUUUUUUAUUGGAGUUUCCUUUUUUUGAAUCAACAUUUGAAACUGCCUUCCCAGGUUAUUGUAUGUUUUCUUCCUUGUUCCUCCAGUUGUAAUGGAUAUUUCAUUAAUUUUUCCUGAGCAGUAAGUUAAAUUCAGGUAGUCCAGGUAAGAGGACUUCCAAAAGCCAUAUUAAUGAAGUAAGACUUUGGAUAUAUUAUUGUAAAGAGAGAAUAGAGAAAAAGGCCCCAAAAUGAUUCUCAUUGACUUUUCCAUGUCUCUUGUAUGCAUGUGACUUGGAACACAAUUGCAAACAAAACUGCAGUUUUGGUGUAGUUCUGAAUGUUCGGGGGUUUAGUUUUUUAUAUGAUUGAAACUUUAAUACCAAGUGGAGACUCACACAUUUGUCCAACAAGUGAUGUCAUCAUGACACUGAGUGAGUCCAAAGGAGAUACGGAUUUCCUGGGUCUUUUGGUCCUGGCAGGUGACCGCCAUCUCCUGUCAGUCUUUGGGGGGGCACCCUGUGAAGCUCUGUUCAGCAGGUGCUAAAUUUCUAGCAGGAUGAGGGAAGGACCCAAAUGCCCAGCGUGGCUGCCGCCCAUUGCCAUCUGGAGGUGUGCAAGUGGAUGUGUUCAACGUGUGCUCUGUUCCUGGGUGCAGUCAGGCCAUGGCCUGUAGUUGAGCAGGGGGUGGAUGCUGUGAAGGCAGCUGUGGUAGAGGUUGUUCUGGGAUCGGUCAGUGAAACACGCUGGACUGGCGAGGGCAGGAAUUGCUGGGUUAAGGAACCAUGCAUGUGUAAACAAACACCUGUAUAUGUGGUGCUGUCUGUGUAGGGGUGUGUGUGUACCUGUGUGUAAAUAUACGCGUACGCAGACACAGUCAGGUUAGUAAAGUGCUGUGUGUGCAUAAAGUAAAACUGUUCAAAGAACGGUGAAGACUAGGACUUAGUGCUGUGCUUCCUUGCCUGGCACCUGAGUUGGGCUGUCGUGUGCUUGGUUGCAGGAAAAUAGAGAGAGCAUUAGUGCCUGUGUGUGGACUGAAAUGUGCGGCACGGUGCCUGAAAUGUGCCGAGGAUUGGGAUUUCUCUUCCUUUUGGACUUGGUGUGUUGCCCAGGGUGACUUCCCCUAAAAAAGGGAAACGGUGAGGGCAGAGGGGCUGCUUCUGCAGAGAGCAGCACAAACUAACUUAACAUGGCAUUGCGCAUAGCGGUACCGGGGUUGCAGGCAGCUGCCUGGUGCUGCUGCCAUUUGGAGAGAGCACCAUGCAGGUAUGCAAGCGGCAGCUGCCUCCCUUUGUGUGCUUGGAGGUGAGGGACUCUCCGGUUGUGUCCUGAGCUGGAGAGGCUGGAGGAGAGUGAGGUCGCCUGCUCCCGAACCACUGACUCUGCUCGUGUUGCACGUUAGCUGCUGGGACAUGAAGAGGAAGCGUUUCAAGCACACGAGUGUGCUCAGUGUUAGGACUGGAUCCUGCAUGCAGCCCACGCUCUGAGAGCAGGGUUGGUCCUGGGUCGUGCGAGAGCUCCGUCUGGCUUUGGUCCCCGGUCGUGGUGGGGAGGUUUUGCUGGCAAGAGCCUGCCCCUGCGGCGGGUGAGCAUCUGCAAGAAGAAUGCCUGGCCAGGAGCGCCAAGCCUGCCCAGCAGCACUUGUGCCUGCAUCUCCCCAUUGUCCCAUGAGCAUAGCUGGCCGGCCCUGGAGAACUGUGUGCAGGCAUGUGAGCUGAGGGGCGUGGGAGGGCUUUAGGUGGCUCUGCUGCCCGCUUUGAAACCACCUCCGGUGCUGCUCAGCCAUCCCAGGUGGGAGACCUUGCUGGCAAGCAGGUCUUCUCCUGAAGCGUCCUGCCAGUGCUCUAGCAGCCCGUGGCACUGGGGAAGGUGCUGUCGGAGACUGAAGCAGCGAACUGCUUCCACCUUUACCAGUACCACAGUGGCAGUUGCGUGCUUCUCCGGGUGGAGCAGUCGCCUGGCAAGGAGAAGGGGAGGUGUUGGCGCUGGCUGUGUGCUGCUCCUCCUGUUUGCAGCCCCCGGCUUGCAGGGAGCAGGUUUUACUUCUGUUGGGUUUCUCUCUGAAGAGGCAUCUGUGGAGUCGAGGCGUCGUGCGCCUGUGGGGGCUAUAGGUGAAGAUGCAGGAGCCAGAACUUAUCGCAAAAACACUGCGAGCUGUUCUUCAUCCCUUUAAAAAUGGCAUACCUUUGUCAGAGCUUCAGGGUGAAUACAAAUCCCUGACCGGCGAGUGGAUUCCUUUCAGGCACCUAGGACAUGGCACGCUGGAAGGCUACUUGGAGAGCAUCCCAGGAGUGGUCAGAAUGGAAGGGAACAAAACGGGAGAGGUCAUUUGCCAUGCUGUUGCUUGCAGCGAGACUGUGCCACUUGCUCAACUGGUGGCCCGGCAGAGGAGUUCCAAGAGGAAAAUGGGACGGCAAGUGAACUGCCAGAUGAGACUGAAGAACACAUCUCCAGUCACGUUAGCAGGAAAGCCCAAAGGAACUUUGCGACAGCCCAGAUCUUUGAGCAGGCCAGAAGAAGGCAGCAAGAGGCCUGUUCCUCGCCCGCCACGAGGCAGAGGAGUGGCGUGUGGAGUGGUGAAACCCACUAUGGAGAGUGCCCGGUCUGCCUUGUCUCCAGCCGCCGGGAGUGGACCAUCUAAAGAACUGCCCAUGCAGAGGCACGUCACUGUGGUCAACAGGUCUGAAAAGAGACUAACUGUCCCACCACGGUUUCAAAAGGAGUUGCAAGUUCACCUGUCCAGAAGCUCUUCCAUAGAUUCAAAUGAUAACUUGAACACAUCCAUUGCAGAGACACAUACCGUUGCCUCUGGCCCUUCUGCUUCUCAUGUCAAUGAAGUUCAAAGUCGCAUCAAGGAGAUUCUGAACAAGUGUAGCAGUGGUGUCUGGGUGUCAAAGAUGCCACAGAUCUACCGGGAAAUGUACUGGGAGGAACUCAGCACAGCAGUGCUGCAUCAGCUUGAGAACUGGCCUCAUGUGUGCACAGUGGAGAAAGUACACAGAGGUGAGCAGAUGGAUGGGCUUCUUUAUCCUGCUAAGAAAAUACCACCGAUAGCAAAAAGUGAUACCGAGCAAGAAAAGGCAUCUCGGAAUGUUACUUCUUCAAAAGUAGACCCUUUGUUGAAACCAAAUAUGGAGAGCUCACCUACAUCCCUUAGUAGUGACUUCAAGCAGAAAGUUGUUAACAUCUUGCUGAAGUAUUCCAGCGGUCUUUGGGCUAAUGCGCUUCCCAAAUUGUACCAAGACACUUACCAAGUAAAAUUUCCAGAAGACAUUCUACAUAAUCUUGAGUUGCUCUCAGAUGUGUGUAUAGUGGACUAUGUAUCUGAAGUCCCCAGAAAGGCCAUUCUCUAUGCUAAACCCCAAAGACACAUUGAUGAAAGUCUGAAUGUCACUGAGAAAGUCCAGAAGCAUGAUGGUGUGAAGGCCACAGCUGGACAACAGCAUGAAGAAUCCAAGGACCAGUAUACAGAGAACAUAACUGUUCCUCCUCUAAUCAUUCCAUCAGAAGGAUCUGUGUCCGUCAUGGUGUUAGAACUGAAAAACACUGAUGAGGUCCUAAUUAGGUAUGUGGGCAAAGAUUAUUCAUCCGCCCAGGAACAAAUGGAAGAUGACAUGAAAGUGUACUAUAGUCAGAAUAGUACAGUGUCACCAGCACAAUCUCUGAGCGUUGGGCAACUUGUUGCAGUACACGCUGAAGAAGACGCCUGGUUGCGUGCUCGGAUAAUUUCUCUAGAAGACAACAGAAUAAAGGUAUGCUAUGUUGAUCAUGGCUUCAGUGAGUUUGUUGAAAGCAACAGUGUGUACAAACUACAGAAACAGUUCCAUUUGCUUCCAUUUCAAGCUGCAAAAUGUAAACUGGCAGGACUGGAAGCCUUCUGUGAUGAUCCUGUCCUAGUAAAGGCUGUGGAAUCACAGACAUGCUCCAAGAUAUUUGCUGUGGAAAUACUGGAAAAGAGUGAUAUUCCUUUUCUUGUUCUCUAUGACACUUCUGGGGAAGACGAUAUCAACAUCAAUGCUACUUGUCUGAAAGUAUUGUAUGACAAGUCCCUUGAAUUGCACAUACAGGUAGAUGCACUAUAUACACAUGUCAGAGUAACCAGUGUAUUUUCUGACGGAAGCCUGUAUUGCCAAGUGCCAUCUAAAGGCUUGUCUAGACUCUCUGAAAUCUUGCAGAAACUAGAAGACUACUUCCAUUACAAGCAGACAUCUGAGUUUAAUGUAUCACUACCUUUCUGUGGCAAAAUCUGCUUGUUUCCUUCCAAAGGAAAAUGGGCACGUGUGGAGAUAAGAAUUAUUCAUACUAGACGGGCACUUGAUGUGCAGUUCAUGGAUACUGGAACAGUUGCAACUGUAAAAGUAUCAGAGCUUAGAGAAAUCCCACCACAAUUCCUGAGAGAAGUAAUUGCAAUACCUCCUCAGGCUAUAAAAUGCUGCCUAGCAGAUCUGCCUCCUAACACUGGCAUGUGGACUCCAGAUGCUGUACUGUGGCUGAGAGACACUGUAAUGAAUUGUCCUGAAUUUAGCAUGAAGGUGGUUAAACAGGAUGGUUCAAAGGGAAUUGCACAUGUUUACUUGUUUGCUCCAGAGAAUUUCCCAGACAUGGAUCAUAGCGUCAAUCGACAGAUCAAAAAUGCAGACUUGUGGAAGCAUCAGAAAGAUGUUUUCUUGAGUGUUACACCCAGUGGGACUAGCUCCACAAAAGUGACAGGUGGUGCUGUUUCAGCUCUACAGUUAACUAGUGGAAAGCUAGAGAAGAGUUUCUCUGAUUCAGCCAGAGAACCCAGCAGCGCACUGUCUACCAUUGAUAUGCCUCCACCUCUACCCUUGUCAAAGACUGGUGAGCUCAUGGAUGUCUAUGUCUCAGUGGCCUGCCAUCCAGGUCACUUUAUUAUCCAGCCUUGGAAAGAGCUACAUAAUCUGGAAGCCCUAAUGGAAGAAAUGAUCUUGUACUAUAGCAGGGCAGAAGAGAAACCUGUGAACAUUGAAAAAAACAAGCUGUAUGCAGCUAAAAUUGAAAAUCAGUGGUACAGGGUCAUAAUAAAAGGAAUUCUUAGAAAUGGGUUUUUGUCAGUAUAUGAGCUGGACUAUGGUAAACAUGAGUUUGUCAACAUAGACAAAGUACAGCCACUCGUAGAUACGUUUAGAAAACUGCCUUUCCAAGCUAUAACAGCUCAGCUUGCAGGAGUGAAAAGCCAGCAGUGGUCAGAAGAGGCAUCGAUAGUAUUUCGGAAUCUUGUAGAGAAGAAACCCUUGGUGGCACAAAUACAGGCAGUUAAUGAAAGCACUAACCCUUGGGAUCGAAAAAUAGUGACUUUUCUAGUGGACACAUCGCUUCCAGAUACUGAUAUAUGGAUUCAUGAUUUUGUGUCUCAAAGUCUUGUGGAAUUUUCAAAAGAUGAUUAAUCACCAUUUCUGAAAUGUAGCAGCUCAGAUUCUUUAGCAAUAAGAUAAAUAACAAGCUUUGAAGAGAAAUAUAACUACUACAUGGCCUUGAAGACAUAAAGGUGAUAAAAUUGAAAAAUCUGUGUUCUGUGAAAAGGGUUUGUUUAACAAGUUUGGGUUCUGUUGACUUCAGUUGACUCGCUGAAAAUUUGCACUUUGUUUACCACUGUAAUGCUAGAAUGUUUGGGUGAAAAUAUUAAAAAAGUUAUUUAUCAAUAAAACAAUGUUGACUUUU